This is a messenger RNA of Stylonychia lemnae, 1275 nucleotides long. NCBI's taxonomy places the organism in Eukaryota, Ciliophora, Spirotrichea, Sporadotrichida, Oxytrichidae. The record is from the annotation of a GenBank genome assembly.
AUGACUUCAUAAUCUUCAGAUCAACAAAAAAUAUAAUCAUUUCUUGACUCUCUUGAUGAAAUCUUGAAUGAUAGAUACGAAUAGUAAAAAGUAAAGUAUGCUAACGAGGUCAAUUUCGACAUUGAUAAUGAGAGAGACAUACGAACAGUUGCUUCUUCUAACAGCGGAAGUAAUAGCACGCAGUCUAAGGUUCCAUUAAUAGGGGGUUUUAGGUGGUCUGAAAUUAUCAGAGAGCCUGAAAGAAAAAGAAAAAGUAGCUCUCCACUUGAAAUUGUACAAAAUACAGAGUUAGAUGUCCCUCCGAGAGUGCAAUUGUAACUAAGUGAGAAGAAAAAACCAUUAGCUUAGGAGAGAAUAUCAUAAUUUACUAAUGCAUCGACUAACAUUACUAAUACAGUUGGGGACAGAACAUCCUUAUUCGGUAUCCUUACUGAUAGAUCUAGGUUUUCCUUUGCUAAUUAGGCACCACCAGAUUUAUCUAGACUUAGUAGCGCUCAUGAGAACUUACUUUUUGAUAGAAAAAUGCCUUAAUUACCUGAAACUUUAAGAAUAAAUUCUUAGGUAGUUGAUAGAAACAGUUCAAUUUUUGCCCAUAUGAGGCAGAAUUCAGAAAACAGCUUGUUUGAGCCAGUGAGAGACACGCAUGCUUAGACAAGUAGGCAUGGUGCUCAGAGACACUUGGAUUUCAGGGCAUUUAGUGAUGAUUUACCAAUCCAAUAUUAGAACCAAAACCUUGAAGAACUGAAUGAAGUUUCAAGUGGAAAAGAGGAUGAAGAGGAAGAAGAAAAAAAGUUCUCAUAAGAAGCACUAAGUUCAGAGCAUGAGAGUCGUAAGAACAGUUUCCAAGAUAGAAAUAUGGAUACUGGAAACCCUUAAUACAUCUCUUAGAAGUCUAAGAUUGGAAAUAAAACGUUACUGUCUCGGAAUCAAGGGCCUUAGACUGGUAUUAGAGUAAAUACUGACAAUUAAAAUAUAAGGUUACCAGUUAAUUACUCGCUAGGAUUAACUAGUCAAAAUGAAUAUUUAAAGCAUUCUUAUUCUGACGAAUUUAUUUUCGGGGAAGAAGUCUCAAACCAUGAAGAUGAAGAAGGCAAUGUUGAUAAUAGUGACGAAGAUAUCCCCAAUAACGAGGAAUUGCAUCCUUAGAGAGUAUACUAGCAUGGUAGAUAGCUAAGUGACAGUAAAAGCAAUCUUUCAGCAACAAAGAAUCCUUAGAGAAAAAAGACUAAUGAGACGAUUGUAAAUGCUUAACUUAAUCUUAAAGAUACUAGAUGA